AUGGAUUGGAAUAUUGUAGUUGAUGGUGGUGGUACUAAGACUGCUGUAAUACUAGGCAAUAAGGAUGUUCAGUUCAAAGGUCUUAGUGGAUCUUCCAAUGUGUUUACUUUAUCCCUGGAAGCUGUGGUAGAUACAGUCAAAUCUGCCAUUGAAGAUGCUUUAAACAAGAGAAAUCUUCAAUAUAAAGAUGUUUUGACUUUACAACAAGUUAAGCACAUUAAUAUAGGAUUAGCUGGUGCUCUGUCUGUACUGAAAGAGAAAUUGGAUCAUACAAAGAAGCUUUUUAAACAAUGUUAUCAAAGUUCCACUGUGGAUUUAGUGAGUGAUGCUUUCUUAUUACCAUUGGCAUGUUCGAUCCACAGUAAAUAUUAUAUUACACUUAUAGCUGGAACAGGUUCAUCAUCUAUGUGUUUUGAAAGAGGAACGGAAUUGAAAUUCUUAGGUAGAUCUGGAGGUUGGGGACCACAUUUUGGUGAUAAUGGUGGUGGUUAUUCUAUAGGCAGAGAAUUGAUUGUUUCCACAUUGAAACAUAUUGAUGAAUAUAACGUCAUCAAACCUUUCAAACCCCAAUAUCAAAUGAAAUCUAUUCACAAACAAGUUUUACAUCAAAUCGUAGGUCACCAUACUACCAACUUGUCAGAGUUCUUAACAGCUUUGAAGAAAUUCGAAGAUUCUUCCAUUUUGGGUGAUAGUAGAAAACAAAUAGCUUCAUUAACCAAGAUCAUUUUCGAAGAAUUAGAGAAUGAUGAUGGAAGUGAGGUGGUAGCCAAAGAGAUUCUCAUUAAAGAAAGUCAAAGUUUAGUGGAUAUCAUCAAACCUUUCUGUAACAUAGUUGACGAUAAUACUACCUUGAUCUUAAGCGGGUCAUUAUUCUCUUUGAAACCAUACAAAGACUAUUUUUUCGAAAAUUUGGUCCAAUCAAAUAUCAAGUUCCCUACUGAAAUCGUGCUUGACCCAGCUUCUACAGCAUUGCAAAAUAUGUAA
Messenger RNA from Yamadazyma jaroonii, 984 nucleotides. Lineage: Eukaryota; Fungi; Ascomycota; Pichiomycetes; Serinales; Debaryomycetaceae. The record is from the annotation of a GenBank genome assembly.